AAUUUGCGAAACGCUUCGUCAGUCGUGAUUUGCCCGUUGUGUAGAAAAGACUAGUCUCGUCUGGUAGUGCGGUUCACUUUUCCUACAGUCCUCCCACUGGUGCUGCGUGCUUCAUAAAUAUGACGUAGACCAUCACAAUAGUAGUACACCGUCGGUACUCGGCAGUGGAUUGGAAGCGCAUGCGCCUGCCUACCGAAUAUAUGUCAAACACGUAUAGAAACCAGCCGGUUUGCGACAGGAAGUUGGUACGGUGUGAAAUAUUCAAACGCAAGAGGGAGAUAGUUAAGGACCACAACGCGACAACGACGACGACGGCGACGGCGACGUCGGGUGCGGAAGUGACCAACGGUGGCGCAUGGAGGAACUCGAAUGUCAAAGCCAAAGGCAAACAUUUUGUAUCGAAAGCGGGACGAAAACUUCUUGGUUGAUGUUUGUGUGUUUUGAUUUUGGUGCAUUGUGAUGUUCAUUGUUAUCUUCGCAGCUUACAAUACAGUGUUGAUGGCAGCGGUGUGAACAGAUUCCGCGUUUUAACGUUGUAACAAGCAGACAGGAGUUCGGAACCAGUAAAACAAAAAUAAAACAAUUGAUUUUUAGUCCCUUCAAAAGUGCAUCUAGGUCAUAGUAUAUAAGAGUACAAUGAUUAAAUGUAGUAACAAGUAUAUUGGCCAGUAUUGGAAAAAAUCAAUGCGACAGUUCUAAAUGCGACGGUCCCGGCGUUCUGCGGAAUCGUUUUAUUUCAUCGCACUUACAGAGUACUCAAUAUUGAUUCACGUGCUGCUGCAGACAACUGGAACGAGGUAGCAAGCCAUGGAUGCUAUGAUUGAUAUGAUGAAGGAUGGCUCCAUGAUACUGCUGCAAUUCAUCGUGGCGUCCAUUUUACUUAGUCUGGUAUGGCCAACGUACAAAUACUACGCGAAAAUUAUGGCAAUAAUGACGGUUUCGUCUAUGGUCCUGAUAGUGCCGAUACCAUUAUUUCUACUUAGACCUCGGCGGCCUUUGAAUGCCUUAGUACCAGGAAUGGUGGCCUGUGAGUUUAUCCGGUGGCUCGGCGUGGAGUACGAAAUUCGUGGUACCGAAAAUAUUAACGUGAAAAACGGCGGGGUUGCACUCAUCAAUCACCAAAGUGCGAUCGACAUCGUCCUACUCGCCCGACUUCUCCGUGAAUUCCGUAACAUUGUACCGGUGGUUAAAAAGGAAAUUUUCUAUGCACUACCUUUCGGAAUUGGAUCCUACCUGGUGGGAGUGGUAUUCAUCGAUCGUAAAAACACUGCCUCGGCAAUGAAUGUGAUGAAACGCGAGGCCGUGGCCAUAAAUCGGGAUAAUCUUAAACUGGCAAUCUUCCCGGAGGGAACCCGGCACGAUCGAGACACACUACUGCCCUUCAAAAAAGGGUCAUUUCAUGUGGCAGUGGACUCACAGGCGAUAAUCCAACCGAUAGUCGUCUCCAAGUAUGCCUUCAUCGAUCACAAGAAGAAACGCUUCGGCCGAGGACGAGUUGUAAUUCAAAUUUUGCCGGAAAUAUCGACCGUCGGUAAAGGCAAAGACGACAUCCACGAGCUGGUGGAACUCUGCCAGAACACGAUGCAGGCACAAUUUGAUGCGUUGAAUGCGGAAUGCAAGCAGUACUGCCAGAUGUAGAGGGAUCGAAGGCAGACUAAUACAUAGAAAACGAGCGAAUUGAUAUAGUGAUUAGAUAAAAUAACAAGAAAGCUUAUGAUUAGGAUAGUUACGCACCAGGGGUUAUGCACGUUUAUCAUAGUAAUUCGUCAAAGUAUAACAAAACAGAUACGUUGAAAUAAGCACAGUGAAACUUUGCAGUAUCUAAUAUCUAGUCUAAAUUAGUGAAAUCUAAAGUAUGACCAUUGAAAUUCAGGUUAAUUAAUCAAAAUAAGAAAUAAGUUUAGAGAAAACAUUUAAAAGUUAGUGACUGUUAAUCCUUCGGAAGGACGACUGUGCAUUUUAAGAAACAACAAUCGAACUCUUUCUCAACCUUUUCGUAUAUGAGGAACCUUCUCUUGUUACGCUUUUUCAUCGACUUAACUCAUUAUCGAACGUAAGUUACAAUUACGGUUUCGUGAAUAAUAAACUCGAGUUUCCAAUAAUUUCUGACGA
Molecule: messenger RNA, 2112 nt
Organism: Malaya genurostris
Lineage: Eukaryota; Metazoa; Arthropoda; Insecta; Diptera; Culicidae
Product: 1-acyl-sn-glycerol-3-phosphate acyltransferase alpha-like
Exons: 5
Coding region: 808-1638 (276 amino acids)
Biological process (GO): phosphatidic acid biosynthetic process
Cellular component (GO): endoplasmic reticulum
Molecular function (GO): 1-acylglycerol-3-phosphate O-acyltransferase activity
Source: RefSeq, a predicted model, not a curated record